GCCCCGCCCCUGUCCCUUGCCAGUCCUUCCUCUGUUGCGCCGCCGCCGGCUGCUGCUCCUGGACCCCACCAUGGAAGAGACGGUAGAAGACUCCUCCAUAUCAGCUGUCUUGCUGGACCAUUGUCAUUUCUCUCAGGUCAUUUUUAACAGUGUGGAGAAGUUCUAUGUUCCUGGAGAGGACGUCACAUGCUAUUACACCGUCACCCAGCAUUUCAUUCCCAGUCGAAAGGAUUGGAUUGGAAUCUUUAGAGUGGGAUGGAAGACAACCCGCGAGUAUUACACCUUCAUGUGGGUUACUUUGCCUACGGACCUAAACAGCGUCUCGGCCACACAGCAGAAAGUCCAGUUCAAAGCUUAUUACCUGCCCAAGGAUGAUGAGUAUUACCAGUUCUGCUAUGUGGGUCAGGACGGUGUGGUCCGGGGAGCAAGCGUCCCUUUCCAGUUCCAUCCAAGAAACGAGGAUGACAUCCUGGUUGUUACCACUCAGGAUGAAGUGCGAGAGAUCGAGCAGCACAACAGUGAGCUUCGCAAAGAGAACCAGGCGCUGAAGGACAGCUGUGCCGGCCUCCAGACGCAGAGCUCAGAGCUGCAGGCUGAGCUCCGGAAGCGGCAGGAGGAGCUAGAAACCUUAAAGAGCAUCAACAAGAAGUUGGAACAGAAUAUGCAAGAGCAGAAGGACAGCUGGGAGACAGAGCUGCUUCAGCUGAAAGAACAAAACGAAAAGAUGUCCUCAGAAAAUGAGAAGAUGGGAGUCAGAGUGGAUCAGCUGCAGGCCCAGCUGUCAACUCAAGAGAAAGAAAUGGAGAAGCUUGUUCAAGGAGAUCAAGAUAAGACAGUGCAUUUGGAAUAUCUGAAAAAGGAAAAUGACCAGCUCUUUCUCAGUUUAACUGAACAGAGGGAGCACCAGCAGAAGCUCGAGAAGAAAGUGGAGCUGCUGGAGCAGAAAGAAGCUACUGCAAGGAAGAAGCAGCAGGAGUUAACGGACGAGAACUUCGACUUGUCAAAAAAGCUGAGUGAGAACAAGAUGAUAUGUGAGGUUCUACAGAGAGAAAAAGAGAGAAUGGAAGGAGAAAAUGAUCUUUUGAAGAGGGAGAACAGCAGAUUGAUGAGUUACAUGGGUCUGGAUUUUGACUCUCUGCCAUUUCAAGCACCUACUUCAGGUCAAGGAGGUGCAGGACAAAACCCAGGACUUAUCUUUGGAAACCCAUAUUCUGGCAUCCAAGAAAGUUCUGCCCCCAGCCUGCUCUCCAUCAAGAAAUGCCCCAGCUGCAGAUCAGCCUUUGCUGACAGCAUUUUUGAUCACACCUUGGAGGAGCUGCCCAUUCAGACCCUUUCUUUGAGUUGUCCAAUUUGUGACAAGAGCUUCUCAGCAGAACAAAAGCAAAUCUUUGAAGACCAUGUAUUCUGCCACAGUCUAUAAGUGUCCCAGCCUCUUGGAGCUAUACUGUACAUAUUUAUGGAGUAUGUACUAUAGCUUCUACUAUGAGUUAUGACACAAGAUCCCACCGAACCUGAAAUUAUUAGGGAUUUACUCAAUUCUGCUGCCCUAAAGGUAGAAUCAUGAUGAUCUAAAGCAGGGUGGGGAACCUUUUUUCUGCCAAGGGCCAUUUGGAUAUUUAUAACAUAAUUCACAAGCCAUACAAAAUUAUC
Molecule: messenger RNA, 1650 nt
Organism: Miniopterus natalensis
Lineage: Eukaryota; Metazoa; Chordata; Mammalia; Chiroptera; Miniopteridae
Gene: CALCOCO2
Product: calcium binding and coiled-coil domain 2
Biological process (GO): xenophagy; positive regulation of autophagosome maturation
Cellular component (GO): PML body; autophagosome
Source: RefSeq, a predicted model, not a curated record